Messenger RNA from Helobdella robusta, 1806 nucleotides. RefSeq lists its product as hypothetical. Lineage: Eukaryota; Metazoa; Annelida; Clitellata; Rhynchobdellida; Glossiphoniidae. The transcript is spliced from 4 exons. The coding region runs from base 1 to 1806 and encodes 601 amino acids. The record is from RefSeq and is a predicted model, not a curated record.
AUGGCGAUAAUUCAUAAGCAGAAGAAGAAAGCCACACGUCAAAAUAUUUCGUUCCCACGCCAGCGAGAACAUCAGCACAAGGCAAUUAGGAAGGAGUCGAUAUGCGGCACCAUUCAUUAUUACCCUGCUAAACAUAUUCCGAAGUUUUCUCUUAAAUUAGAAGUGACAGUUGAGAGAAUGAAGUUCGAUACAAAUUUGUUGAUGAGUUUGAAGAAUUUGAAAAACAAAAGUAAAUCCAACAGCAGCAACGACAGCAACAACAACAACGGCAACCGCAACAGAAAGAAUUUAGUGAGAAGUUCAUCGGUGCACGGCCGGGAGAGAUACGUGGAGAUGUCAUGCUACGCCAAACAAACUGAAAAUUUCGGCCACAAUCUUCUUUCGAAAGAAAAUGAUACCAAAGAAAAAAUAAAAUCGUUUGACGACCUUGCCAUAUUUCAGCGAAAGACUGCCAAAAGCCAGAAACUGAUCAAGCUAUCACUCGAGCAAGUAAAACAAUUGUGGUUCAAGGCCGUCAAGGAGGGCAACUUGAAGAACAUGUCCCAGAUGCUAUCGCAGAACAUUGACUUCAUCUACCUGAAAGAUAAGGCGGGUUACACGGCUCUGCACUACGCAAUCGAAUGCAACAACGAUGAAAUCCUCUCUGUCCUCAUCGCCUCGAUAAAGUCCGCUGCCGUGCGAAUGUCCAACCAGCUGACCCAAGAUGAGAAGACUGGAAGGUGCAGACAAGCUGGCAGCAAUCAUGGACAGCCAGAAUCAAUUCAAAAUAAGACAACUAAACAACCAGGUGUGAAACAACUGGCAAAUCAACAGCAGUUGCUACAACAACAGUUUCAACAGCAACAAUUACAACAACAACAAUUGCAACAACAACAGUUACAACAACAACAACUAUUGCAACAACAACUAUUGCAACAAAAACUGUUGCAACAACAACACUUGCGACUACAACAACCUCCCAAUAACCCGAUGAUAUCGGUUUCAUGUCAGGCACAACUACCGCAAGACCAACCUCAACUCUCACCUCCCCUGCCUCCCCCUCCUCACGUCAGCAGGGAAACAACGUCGAAAGCAGUUACUUGUCCAAUUAUAUGCCACAAGUGCCAUUUGAUGAAAACAAAAAGCAGCAAAAAAUUGUUGUGCAGAAGUUCAUUUGAAUCAAACGAGCAGAAAGAGGAGAACUCUGCUGCCGUUCCUGACCAUCACCAGCAGACACAUCAGCACUGCGAACCAAAUUUUCAAAAAGUGGUCAACACGGGAGAAACAAGAAGAAUGCACAAAUGCUGCAAAAGACUGAACAGAGAUAUCCUCCACGUUGAUGUCCACAGAUGUCCUCAGCUGACCACAGAUGACCACAGAUGUCCUCAACAGACCACAAAUGACCACAGAUGUCCUCAACAGACCACAGAUGACCACAGAUGUCCUCAACAGACCACAGAUGACCACAGAUGUUUUCAGCUGACCACAGAUGACCACAGAUGUCUUCAGCUGACCACAAAUGACCAUAGAUGUCUUCAGUUGACCAAUGAAACUUAUCAUCAUAAUUUCUAUGGAAGUAACUGCACGCAAUCAAACGCUCAUUCAAGCAACAUAACCGUUACUCGAAAUGAUGCUUAUGAAGUUUCCAGCCUCCGAGAAAACCUUCCCAUCUUGACAAAUGAACAUCAGCAACACAAUGACGUAUCGCAGAGUAAAAUUUGUUGUCACAGAUUUAUAUCUACGGAGACAUUGCAGCACCCAUCAUCUCCAUCCACCACUGCAUCUCAUACUUCGUCGCUUCCCUCUGUCACAACUUUCAUCUACUGA